Messenger RNA from Salarias fasciatus (jewelled blenny), 2227 nucleotides. It is a transcript of the gene efemp2a, whose product is annotated as EGF containing fibulin extracellular matrix protein 2a. Gene Ontology annotation, molecular function: calcium ion binding. Lineage: Eukaryota; Metazoa; Chordata; Actinopteri; Blenniiformes; Blenniidae. The transcript has 11 exons. The coding region runs from base 350 to 1666 and encodes 438 amino acids. The record is from RefSeq and is a predicted model, not a curated record.
UCUCGCUCUUUCCUUCCCUCCCUUUGCAUGUGUUCAGCUGCUCCAGCUGUCGGUCUCCCCACUCACUCUCUCAGGGUCACACAGGCAGGAGUUUGAGGGACCACUUCUGCACGCCAACUCAGCCGGGGCGACCGCAGCCAGCAGCAGCAGCAGCAGCAGCAGCCACGGGACAGCAGGACACGCCGGCCACAGAGAGACUGAGACACAGAAGACCCACCGGGAAAACCUUUCACUACUGGACUCCUCUGCACGCCACACCGUGUCGUCUUCAGGGUGCUGCUGCCUGUCUGACAGCUGCAUGUGUGUUUGUGUGCAUGUUUUACGUGAGUCCAUCAAUUAGUGCGUUAGUAUGCAGGGUGUUUGUGUGUCCACUGUGUGUGUGUGCAUAUGUGUGUCAGUGCUCCUCCGCAGUGCGAUUUCACAGCAUCAUACAGAAAGUGACACUUACACGGAAUGCACAGAUGGGUAUCACUGGGACCCUCAGACUGAACACUGCAAAGACAUAAACGAGUGUGAGACCAUUCCGGAUGCCUGCAAAGGGGAAAUGAAGUGCUUCAACCACUACGGAGGUUACCUGUGUCUUCCCCGCUCCGCGUCAGUCAUCCCCGCUCCGGAGCCCGCCAUCACGCCCACCGAGGCCCUCAACCCCUGCCCUGUGGGCUACGAGCCGCAGGGAGACAGCUGUGUGGAUGUGGACGAGUGCGAGCGGGACGAACACGACUGCCAGCCCAGCCAGCAGUGCAUCAACACGCUGGGUGCAUUCACCUGUCAGUGUCCAGACGGUUACCGCAAAGUAGGCACUGAAUGCAUCGACAUCGAUGAGUGCAGGUACAGGUACUGCCAGCAUCGCUGUGUCAAUGUCCCCGGUUCUUUCUCCUGCCAGUGUGAACCCGGUUUCCAGAUCGCAGGAAACAACCGGUCAUGCAUCGAUGUGAAUGAAUGUGAGAUGGGUGCGCCCUGCUCUCAGAGGUGUUACAACACCUAUGGCACUUUUCUCUGUCGCUGCGAUCAGGGAUACGAGCUCGGGCCCGAUGGCUUCGCUUGUAACGACAUUGAUGAGUGCAGCUAUUCCAGUUACCUGUGCCAGUUCCAGUGUGUCAACGAACCGGGCAAGUUCUCCUGCGUGUGUCCAGAAGGAUACCAGCUGCUGGGAACCAGACUGUGCCAGGAUAUAAAUGAAUGUGAAACAGGUGAACAUCAGUGCGCUGACGGUCAGACCUGCGUGAACAUCCAUGGACGAUACCAGUGUGUGGACAACAACCGCUGCCAAGACCCUUACGUACAAGUGUCUGACAACCGCUGCGUGUGUCCCGUCAACAAGCCCGCCUGCAGAGAUCUGCCUUUCUCCAUCGUCCACCGCUACAUGAGCAUCACCUCGGAGCGCUCCGUCCCCUCUGACAUCUUCCAGAUCCAGGCCACCAGCGUCUCCGCCGGGGCCUACAACACCUUCCGCAUCCGCUCCGGUGAUGAAAACGGAGACUUUUACAUCAGGCAAAUCAAUAACAUCAGUGCCAUGCUGGUGCUGGCCCGGGCCGUGUCGGGGCCCAGGGAGUACACGUUGGACCUGGAGAUGGUGUCUGUCAACCCCCUGCUCAGCUACCAGGGCAGCUACCAGACCAGCUCCGCCCUCAGACUCUCCAUCUUCGUGGGGCCGUACACCUUUUAAAGAGACGGAGGGGAGGCGCACAGAGAGGGAGAAAAGAGGAAAAUGAAGCUGUAAAACUGAAGUGGUCCAUGCAGUUCAACCAGUCACUGUGACGUUACACUCAUAGCUUUUUUUUUUUUUUUUUUUUGUACUUCCAAAGAAAGUGACGCUUCUCCGUCAGCCUGUUAUGUUUACUGUGUGUUUUUGUAUUGUUAUCAGCUUCCUGACAGCUUCUUUCUGCGGUCAGUGUGUAUUACCACCAAGAUGUCUCUUUCUCACAUCUGUUGAGGGUGAGGUCACGUCUGUGCGACCCGCUUCCUCUCUGCCUUCAGGUGGUCUGAUUCACGUCCGGCGCCGCCGCAUUAACCUGCUCUCUGCCUUCUACGUCCUUAUCUUCAUUUCCCCUCUGGUCGCCACUUCAUUCCCGCCAGCCCUGUUUCCUGUUGACAGACACGAUUCAGUAACCACUCAUAUCAAACCUCCGCCACAGCCGUCGCUACGUUUGUCACACUGAGUCCCUCCUUUGGUUUGGUUUUGUUUUUGUUUAAGAUUUGAACUCAAAUAAAACGUUAUACCUUUUCA